This is a messenger RNA of Ambispora leptoticha, 160 nucleotides long. Lineage: Eukaryota; Fungi; Glomeromycota; Glomeromycetes; Archaeosporales; Ambisporaceae. The record is from the annotation of a GenBank genome assembly.
AAUAGUUCUAGUUAUGAUUCUGCUACAAAAGAUAAGAGCGAAAAUAUGUCAAUCUCAUCUGAAUUAAUUCCAAAUGAGCCUUCUUAUAUGAAAGUGGAUCCUCUUUUAAUUGAUAAUAUGCUGAUGGAAGACGAAGUAUCUCAAAAUACAUUUAAUGAAA